Molecule: messenger RNA, 2604 nt
Organism: Papaver somniferum (opium poppy)
Lineage: Eukaryota; Viridiplantae; Streptophyta; Magnoliopsida; Ranunculales; Papaveraceae
Product: LRR receptor-like serine/threonine-protein kinase GSO1
Exons: 1
Coding region: 1-2604 (867 amino acids)
Molecular function (GO): protein binding
Source: RefSeq, a predicted model, not a curated record
AUGAACCUACGGAAUACAGAGUAUGAAAUUUCCAUCAAUCGGUAUACUGAUAAUUAUGAGCAGUUUGCAUUUAAUCCACCACAAACAUCACUACGAGGUAAAUUCUCUCCUUCGUUUUCCAACCUUACUCAUCUUCAGUAUCUUGAUCUUGCCUUCAACGAUUUCCAAGAAUCACAAAUCCCGCUUCAGUUUUCUAAUCUAACAAAACUCACGCAUCUUGAUCUCUCCAAGUCGAACAUUUCAGGAUCAAUUUUGACACAAUUCACCAAUCUAUCUUCCCUUAAGUACCUUGAUUUGUCUUCCGGUUAUGGAGUACACUUAUCAUCUACAAAAUGGUUGGGAGGGUUAAUAAAUCUCCAGGUAUUAAGAUUGAAUAGUAUUGAUUUGUAUGAGGCGACGUCGUCAAAAACAUAUUUUGCUGAACACAUAUCUCGUCUUUCCAAUCUUAAAGAUCUCCAAUUAUCAAACUGCGGUAUAUCUGGCUCAGUUUUCCCCAUCCAAGAAAUUAACAAUCUUUCACGUCUAACUUUUCUCGAUAUAAGUAACAAUCAUGAGCUUAAUUCCUCAUUCCCAGUACACCUGGCUAAUUUAACCUCACUUUCUAGUCUUUACUUAUCAGAUUGUAAUCUUCAUGGUUCAGUUCCAUAUAUGCCUCAACUUAAAGUGCUUGGUGUGGGUGGGAAUACUGAUCUUAAUGUCGAUCUUACCAGAACGUUUGAACGUAGGUGGCCUAAGCUGCAACUAAUUGGAAUAUCAUUAACCAAAGUAACCGGACCAUUUCUGAAUUUAAUUUCAAAUGUGCCGUUAUUGGAAUCUCUUUUUGCCUCCGACUGUUCAAUUCAAGGAUCUAUACCAAAGUCAAUUUGCAAACUCGCUUUUCUUCGAGAUCUCAUUUUGCGCAAUAACAAUUUUACUGGAAGGAUAUCAAGUUGCAUUACCAUGCUUAAACACCUAAAUCAAUUAGAUAUUAGUAACAACUCUAUCGGGGGCGAUGUGUCCCUGCCUUCUUUUAUUAGCAAACUAAACCUCACUUUUGUAAACCUGAGCUUAAACAAGCUUAAGGUAUCAACAGAUCAACACUUACAUUUUCACCACAAACAUCAACUUAAGGAAUUAGGGUUGGGGUCAUGCAAUCUGACAGGAUUGUUUCCAACUUUCAUUUGUAAUUUACCUCAUCUUGAGGAUUUAUAUUUACCUGAUAAUAAUUUGAAUGGAACUAUCCCUUCUUGCAUCCACAAGCUAAAAAAUCUCCACACCUUAGAUUUGUCAUACAACAAUCUUCAGGGUCCUCUUCCAGUUCUACGUCAAUAUGUGGAGUCAUAUAAUCUAGCACAUAAUAAAUUUAAUGGUGAAAUCUCAAUGGAAAGCGGGAAAAGUCUAUCUACAAGUUUCUAUCUUUUUCUGUCCGAUAAUGAACUUACAGGCUCGAUACCCAUUUCUAUGUGCUCCAAAGAACCUGGAGUACGCACUAAUAUUCAGUAUCUUGAUCUCUCCAACAAUAAACUAUCUGGGUUUAUACCUCCGACAAUAGGGUACUGUAAUUUUCUUGAAUAUCUAAACCUCGGUACCAACAACCUCACUGGAAAUGUUCCACAAGAGCUAGAACAAAUAAAGAAUCUGCUGUUUCUUCAACUAAAUGACAACAAUCUUAAUGGCGAUCCUCUUCAUUUCAUCAGUAAGCUUCACGAGUUGGAGGUUCUCAAUUUAGAGAACAACAACUUUGGAGGGAGUAUAUCGAAUGUGUUUGGUUCACUCAACAACCUCAAGAUUCUUUCUCUAAGCUCAAACAAUUUCAAUGGGUCAGUCCCCAAAGAGAUUCUCAAUUUGCAUCAACUCCAAGUAUUCGACUUAUCGAGAAACAAUCUCACAGGUUUACUUCCUAGGGAAAUAGGUAAUUUAAUAACGCUAAGAAGUAGAUCUAAUGAUACGUCCAAACUUACCGGCGGUGCGUAUCUAGUUGACUUGCACUUGCAGAUGGUGAGCAAAGGGAUUAUACAGUUUCAGAAACUGUACACCUAUAGUUCAGGAAUCGAUUUGUCGUCCAACAAUCUUGAGGGAGAAAUACCUGAAGAAAUAGGUCUAUUAAAAGGGCUCUACAUGCUAAAUCUGUCACACAACCGCCUCCUGGGUAAAAUACCACAGACUAUUGGAAGUAUGAAUGGUUUAGAGUCCUUGGAUUUGAGUUUCAACAAGUUGUCUGGAUUUAUCCCGCCAUCUUUUGCAUCAAUGGAUUUCCUUGGUUACUUGAACCUAUCUUAUAACAACUUGAGUGGCAUAAUCCCAAGAGGACCUCAUUUUGAUACAUUAGGCGGUGAUAGUUCAGCAUAUGUCAAUAACAGUUUCCUGUGUGGGUACCCGACCGAGAACGUUUGUGAGGGCGAUCAGAGCAGCAAUACUAGUGAUACCUACUUACCAAGUGGAGCUGAUGGAAAUGAUACAAAUGAUAAGUGGUAUUUGUAUGGUGCUGUUGCUUUGGGGAUUAUAGUUGGAUUUUGGGGUUUGUUCUUCUGUUUACUUUUGAAGAAAGAUAAAUGGUGGUUCGGCUAUUGGAGAUUCAUUGAUAAUAUUUCAGUUAAAAUUGUUAAUUUUUUCUUGAGCGAUUAA